UUUGGAUGGGGGAUAGAUAAUUCACCGUGCAGCGUCAGAGAUACAGAAAUCGCAAGACUAAAACGAGGACUCAAUGUUACAAUGUACCGGAGUCUAGCACGGGAACUUCGCUCGUCCACUCAACAUCUCGGAGACGGCGACGUGACUUUGUGCGGAUAUCAGUUUUUUGCGGCAUAUUGCCUAGCUAAGGACCGGCAUUAUGAUUUCAGGAUUCUAGAAUGGUGUUAUACGUCACUAUGUGGGCAUUUGCAAAGCAAAUAGGUGUAUAUUCAGUGAUCGAAAUUGUGGAUAAACGCCGCAAAACCGAUUAACUUGAUCAGUAUGUAGCAUGAGACGGCGACUUACGCUGCGAU
Messenger RNA from Serpula lacrymans var. lacrymans S7.9, 353 nucleotides. RefSeq lists its product as uncharacterized. The transcript has a single exon. Lineage: Eukaryota; Fungi; Basidiomycota; Agaricomycetes; Boletales; Serpulaceae. The record is from RefSeq and is a predicted model, not a curated record. Bases 82 to 261 code for a protein of 59 amino acids.